AUGUCGGCCCGGAACAGUCGUGACUACGAAGGGGAGUCGUUCGACGAUGCCCCCGAAUCCAUUGAGAACCCCCGUGUGACCAUUCCUCAGUCCUCGUCAGCACGGUCAUUGACCGAUAGCCCGCCCGUGGGGGUGGGUGCGUCACCAGAAUUAACAGAAAAGCCGCCGCUUCCUUCUGAAUCGCAGGUCGAGCAGGAGGAAGAAGAGGAGGACAACGGAAGUGAAUCGACUACACCUAAGAAGAAAAAUAAGAAGAAAAACAAGAAAAAGGGGAAGCAGCAAGACGAUGGGGAGGUUGCGGAGGAGCAGGCCGAGGAGCUGCAGGAGCAAGAGCUUGGCGACGAACUGAAGCUUGAGACGGCCGAAGUGGAACAUGACGAUGAGGCAGACCAGCACAUCGAGGUUGAAGACCUACCUGAACCUGUUGGGUUGGAUGGGAUAGGCGAAGAAGAGGCGUCUGAUCGGAACAUUGCACAGAAGUCACCCCUACUCACCUCCCACCGUUUAUCGUCUGCCUCGUCCCUUGACGAGGUGGUCCUAACAACCAGCAAGGAGGAUGUGCCAAUUAUUGACACUAUCGAAACCAAGCCGGAACUACCUCCCGUACCCCCCAAAGACGAUGUUGCUUCUCCGCCUAGCUCUGGCUUGAAGGGCCUAUCUGGAAGCCUACCGUCCUUGCCAUGGGCCCCCCCUCCCAUCAACAAAAAUCCUCCCCCGCCUCCUCCUCCUCCCUUAUCUCGCAAAUCCAGCGGCCCCUUCGCGUGGUUCUCUCGGAGCUCGAUUUCAGCAAAAGAAGUCAAGUCCCCGCCUCCGGUUGGAUCCAGGCGAAAUACUUCCACUUCAGUAUCAACCAUCGCCAGUAACCUGGACCUUGUGACAGAUGGAGAUGCGUCAAGUGUCAACUCGAAGAGGCCACGACGCAAUAGCUUGAAGGACCAAUUCAAAUUGCUGCGUAUGCGGGAGGAUACUGCCUGGGCUGAGCACGAGGAAGCGGGUGCACGAUCGAAACCUCCUAGCUUCAGUCAUCCUGGAAUGAGUCCCCCAAUUAUUCCGGAAGAAAAUGAGGAUGUCAUUUUGCACCCACCUACUACUGCCUCGGGAGCAACCUCCCCCGGAACUGCAGAUCCAACGACGAUCAACCCCAAUCUUGCCCCGGGUACAGUUUCUGGGUUCGCCAGGUCAGCAGACGACGCCUCGACACCCGUGGACUGGGAACUCUGGCAGUCACUCGUCAACAACGGACCUCAGGCGCUGUUGAAUUCGGAGGAGUUGAAUUCGGCCAUAAAGAGGGGUAUUCCACAGACUAUUCGAGGUGUUAUUUGGCAGAUCUUGGCGGAUUGCCACGCUGGUGAAUUGGAGGAUAUCUACCGAGACUUGGUAGCGCGUGGGACGGACAAGGAGCGUCGGCCAUCAAACGGCCAGAUCAAUGGGAUUAUCGAGGAAUCAAACUCAUCCUCACGCUCGUCAAUUCGAUCUGACCAUUCAGGAUCUGCCACGCAUUCGACCAGUCCCUCCCAUGAGACUGAUCCAGAGAAGUGGGCCAAGGAACAGCUAGCCAGCGAAACUGCUCGUGUAAAAAGGGCCAAGGACGAGGGAGUUGCGUUGCAGAAGCUGGAAAAGGUCAUCCGCCGGGAUCUGGGUUCGCGCACAAGUUAUUCGAAAUAUUUUGUCUCACAGGGCAGCCAGGAGAGUCUGUAUGGCCUGUGCAAAGCCUAUGCCCUGUACGAUGAGGCCGUGGGUUAUGCACAGGGCAUGAAUUUCAUUGUCAUGCCCCUGCUGUUCAACAUGGAUGAAGCUGAGGCAUUCGAGCUUCUUGUCAAGCUCAUGAAUAAAUAUGGGCUUCGCGAGAUGUUUAUUGCGGACAUGCCUGGACUUCACCGCAGUCUCUACCAAUUUGAACGACUUUUAGAAGACUUGGAACCAGCCCUUUACUGUCACCUCCGCCGACAUGGCGUUCCCCCGCAACUAUAUGCUACGCAGUGGUUCUUGACAUUGUUCGCCUAUCGAUUCCCAUUGCAGCUCGUCCUUCGUAUUUACGACCUGAUCUUUGAGGAGGGUCUUGAACGCACCAUUCUCAGGUUUUCUAUUGCCAUCAUGAGACGCAAUGCUGAGGCACUGCUGGGGAUGAAGGAUAUGAGCACGCUCACUACCUUCCUAAAGGAGCGCCUGUUCGACGCAUACAUCGAUAAGCAACCUUCGGCAACAUCUAUCUUAGAGUCGGGUUUCUUUGGAAGCUCUGGAGCUGCCGAUAAGGAGGUCUACCGAGCCGAUAUCUUAGUCCAGGAUGCCUGCGACGUCCCCCUCACCCAAGAUAUGAUCAAAGUUUAUACUGCUGAGUGGGAGGAGAAGACUCGGACGGAGAAGGAGCGUGAGACUGAGUUGGAGAAUUUGCGACACACCGUGGCAACGCAGGCUGCCCGAGUGCGCUUGCUCGAGGAGCGCGCUGAGGCCUCAGACAAGGAGCAUGUGCAGCUCGCUUCAGAAUUGGUUCAUGCCAAGGUAGAGAAUGAGGAACUGCGUGACUUGACUGAUGCUCUGAAGCUCCAAGUUGCCGAGCUAAAGGUCGUGGUGGAUAAGCAACCUGGUGAAGUGGAGGGCAAACUGCGCAUGGAGAUGGAGCGGAUCAUGAAACGGAACAUUGAGGUGCAGAACGAAAACCGGGCGAUGGAGGACUCCAUGGCUGAGAUGGAGAAGGAGCUAGUUUCAACGAAGAUGAAGUGGGCCGAGUUGUCAGAGAACCACGAGACGCUCCGCCAGAAAUGGAGCGACCUUCGCCGGGCCCUCGAUUGA
Molecule: messenger RNA, 2790 nt
Organism: Penicillium odoratum
Lineage: Eukaryota; Fungi; Ascomycota; Eurotiomycetes; Eurotiales; Aspergillaceae
Product: putative GTPase activating protein (Gyp5)
Exons: 3
Coding region: 1-2790 (929 amino acids)
Source: RefSeq, a predicted model, not a curated record